AUGGAGGAAGGAUCAUCAAAAAAUCACUAUGUUGAUGAUGUUUACUUUUCAGUUCUGUGUGACGAAGAAGAGAUCUUCCCAAUUUCAGAUGAAAAAUAUGCAGAAGAAUUGGCAUUACAAGAGGUUCUAAUGUCAUCAGCAAUCUCUCACAGACCAAAAAUCAACACACUUGAAACACAAAAUCAAUCAACCAAAAAAGAAAAGCAAACUGCCACAAGAUCAGAAACUGGUGAAUCUUCUCAACAUAGCUUCUGUUCCAUUUUCAUGGAUACGAAACAUUCAAAAGAAAUGUUUGAAAACAGAAGUUGCCGCCAUUCUUUUUGCACAGACUGUAUUGGCAAGCACGAAGCAUCAAAGAUACAGGAAAAUAUUAGUAUGGUUUUGUGUCCAGGCUUGAAAUGCAAAGGGGUGUUAGAGCCCGAGCUUUGCCGGUCCUUGGUUCCAGCUGAAGUGUUUGAUAGAUGGGGAGAUGCAUUGUGCGAGUCUAUGAUUCUCGCGGCACAUAAAUUUUACUGCCCUUUCAAGGAUUGUUCAGCUAUGUUGGUUGAUAAUGGUGGGGAGGUUGUGACUGCAUCUGAGUGCCCGAAUUGCAGGAGACUGUUCUGCGCGCAAUGCAAGGUUUCGUGGCAUGCCGAGACGGAGUGCAGGGAGUUCCAGAGGUUGAAAAAGGAGAAGAGAGAAAGGGAAGGAGACAAUGUGUUGAUGGAGCUUGCCAAGAAACAGAAAUGGAGGAGAUGUCCCAAAUGCAUGUUCUAUGUUGAAAAGGUUGAUGGCUGUUUACACAUUACCUGCAGGUGCUUUUGUUAUGGGUGUGGAUCACAAUGGAGUUCAAACCAUGGGGGAUGUCAACCAAGAUAAGAGAAGAUUAUGCUAUCCUUAUUGAGGAUGUUAACUGAGGAGAUUGUGAGAUUUGUUUAAUGAUGGGUAACAUUUAUCUCUCCCAACAUUUAUGGAAUGAUCAAAAUCUUUUUUUUUUUAUUUUUUAUUAUUGUUAUUAUUUUUAUGCUAUACACUACUUAAAUCCAAUCAAGAUGGUGAUGUGCUGUUUUUUUUAUACCCUUUGACAUAUUUUUGAUGAGCACUGAUCAAUAUUUGUACAAUGAUCUAUAAC
Molecule: messenger RNA, 1111 nt
Organism: Cornus florida
Lineage: Eukaryota; Viridiplantae; Streptophyta; Magnoliopsida; Cornales; Cornaceae
Product: E3 ubiquitin-protein ligase RSL1-like
Exons: 2
Coding region: 1-858 (285 amino acids)
Biological process (GO): ubiquitin-dependent protein catabolic process; positive regulation of proteasomal ubiquitin-dependent protein catabolic process; protein polyubiquitination
Cellular component (GO): cytoplasm; ubiquitin ligase complex
Molecular function (GO): ubiquitin conjugating enzyme binding; zinc ion binding; ubiquitin protein ligase activity
Source: RefSeq, a predicted model, not a curated record